Messenger RNA from Owenia fusiformis, 1754 nucleotides. The record is from the annotation of a GenBank genome assembly. NCBI's taxonomy places the organism in Eukaryota, Metazoa, Annelida, Polychaeta, Sabellida, Oweniidae.
CUCAACAGUAUCCGACUAAUUUGGACCAGCCACGAGCUUUAAGACCAAGCCGAGUUUGAAAAACUAUAUACGGCCAGCCUGGUGUAGUUGGAAUAAAUGGCAACAGUAAAGAUGUCAAGAACAUGCCCACUUUGGUGUUCCAAAUACUUCUGGGAGGGUCAAGCGUUAGACAAGAGACAGACCAUUGCAUUAGCACACUUAGGACCUGAUACACCAUGGUACAAACGACUUGUAGUACGGCAUCGUAGAUUACUAGGACUCUUAUUGCCGGCAGCUUUCUUUCACAUGGUCUGGUGGGCAUUGGCAGUUCGUUAUAACCUCUGGCAGUUAUUCCCUGAUAGAUAUUUUAUCAGCAUCACGAUGAUAUUUGGCUCUAUGAUCGCUGGUAUGACCAGUGAAGGGGGUGGUGCGGUUGCCUUUCCUGUCAUGACACUGGCGUUUAAGAUAGCGCCAUCUGUCGCCAGGGAUUUCAGCUUAAUGAUUCAAUCAUGUGGGAUGACUGCAGCUGCGUUCACGAUUUUCUUCAUGCGUGUUCAGUUGGAAUGGUAUUCUGUUAUUUUCUGCUCGGCAGGAGGGGCCUUCGGAAUGGUUAUCGGCCUUGAAUUCAUAGAUCCAAUAUUGUCAGCCCCUCAGAAGAAAAUGGGAUUUGUAUGCGUGUGGUUUUCUUUCGCAUUUGCCCUGUUUCUGCUGAAUAGGUACCACAAGAGAAAGACAUUUUCAAAGAUUCCUGAUUUUAAAAUUUGGAAAAGUGGAGCACUCCUACUCACUGGGUUCUUCGGAGGUGUAUUUUCUGCAAUAGCUGGAAGUGGACUUGAUAUAUGUAGCUUCAGUAUUCUUACUCUCCUGUUUAGAGUUUCAGAGAAAGUGGCGACACCUACUUCCGUUAUCCUAAUGGCAGGAAAUACAAUGAUUGGUUUCUUUUGGCGCCAACUAAUGAUGACGACCGUAUCACAAGAUGCCUGGGAUUACUUGGCCGUUUGCGUCCCGAUUGUCGUGAUUGGGGCACCUCUUGGCUCUGUGCUGAGUAGUCAUUUUCAUAGACUCGUAUUAGCCAGCCUCGUAUAUGUUCUAGAUGCCGCUGCAUUGAUCAGUGCCUUUAUAAUUGUACCAUUGUCGCCUGCACUCAUUGGCCUUUCUGUCGGAAUCAUAGUAUUCGGCUUUGUCUUCUUUUAUCUAAUAACAUUGGCUGGGCAGAAAUUGUUAAGGGGCAUGAAUGAAGACAUUAACCCAGAUAAGAUUGAUAACGCUAUUGAUGAUGACAAUCGUGUAAAUGUUCUUGAUGAUACCAACACAAAUGAUGAAAAUGAAAGCCCGGGCGAUCACCAAGAUCAUGAGGCUGGCACAAAAGACUGCAUUUCUGAAGGCGCUACACUCAUACAAAACACAACAUCGUGCACACGUGUAUAGAAUGAAUAUUUUAUAUCGACGAACACUUAUAGCGUUCCCUCUAUAUAUUGUAAACAAUUUCCAUUCAGAUAUGAUAAUACUGUAUAUUAUAUUAAUAUAUAGGAAUAAAAAGACUAUAUGUAUAACGACAAUAAACAAAACCUUUCAAAUAUGAGUAUUGGUUUGCAGACAGAUAAUAUUUGAUUGAAAACUUGUUGUGGGACAAUCUAGUGCAAGCUUAUUCAAAUUUUCUAGAGCAGUUCAAAAUCUUUGUAUAAAUUUAGUAUACUAUUGAAUGACCUCGAUUGAUAUGACUGCAUUUGCACAGAUGGAUCAGUAGAUAGCAAUUAUAUCUCCGAAAACAUGUA